AUGGGCAAACGCGGCGGCAGAAAGGGAAACCGCGGCGGCAAAGGUGGCGGCGGUGGCCGCGCACAGCGCUCCACCAACUGGCAAGACAUCGCUCGUACGAACGAGAAGCUCGAGAGAUACUACAAUGAGCCCGAAUUCAUCCCCGAGGAGGAGAAGGAGGAGUUCUGGAAUGCGAUCAAGAGAGAUUUGCCCAACAGCUUCCGUUUCACAGGCUCUCGAGGACAUGCUCUCGCCGUUCAGCAGCGCCUGAAAGACUUCUACAUUCCUGAAAUCACUGCCAUUGAGUAUGAAGGUCAACCUGUCGAGCCUCCACGUCCCGUGUCGUGGUAUCCGGACCAGCUGGCAUGGUCCAUGACCACGCCUAAGCAAGUUAUUCGCCGUCAUGCGCCCUUUGCUUCAUUCCAGAAAUUCCUUGUUGCAGAGACCGAAGUUGGAAACAUCAGUCGGCAGGAGCUGGUCAGCAUGAUCCCUCCGCUGCUCAUUGAUAUUCGUCCGGGCAUGACCGUUCUGGACAUGUGCGCUGCUCCAGGCAGCAAGUCGGCGCAAUUGAUGGAGGCUCUUCAUGCCGGCGAGGAGGACACAAUUUUGGAAAUCGCCAAGCAGGUCAAGGAAGGCAAUGCUGGACCUGAGCCCUUGGGCCCUGAGGGCUUGAAUGACGAUGGUCGUACUACGGGCUUGUUGAUCGCCAACGACAGUGAUUACAAGCGUGCCCAUCUCCUCAUUCAUCAGAUGAAGCGUCUCAGCUCGCCCAACUUGAUUGUGACGAACCACGAUGCCACAAUGUACCCAUCCAUCAAGCUUCCUCCUUUGCCCGCCCCCGAGGGCAAGCGCCCCAUCAAUCGAUACCUCAAGUUCGAUCGUAUCCUGGCCGAUGUGCCCUGCUCAGGAGAUGGUACCGCUCGUAAGAACUACGGCGUUUGGAAGGAUUGGAGUCCUUCCAGCGCCCUGGGCCUCUUCACUACGCAGGCUCGCAUUCUCGUGCGCGCCUUGCAAAUGCUGAAGGUCGGUGGACGUGUCGUGUACUCCACCUGCAGCAUGAAUCCUGUUGAGAACGAAGCUGUCAUUGCCAGUGCCAUUGAGCGAUGUGGCGGCGCUGCCAAUGUCAAGAUCAUUGACUGCAGCGAGGAGCUUGCUGGCCUCAAGCGUCGUCCCGGCCUCAAGUCCUGGAAGGUCAUGGAUCGCGAGGGCCGUAUCUGGGGCAGCUGGAAGGAUGUCCUUGACCAAAGACAGCAGGAGGAGACCAGCAACGGCCUGGCUAGACUGGCAGAGGGCAUGUUCCCACCUUCGGGCGAGACCGCCGAGCUGCCGCUCGAGCGAUGCAUGCGUAUCUAUCCUCACCUUCAGGACACUGGUGGUUUCUUCAUCACUGUACUCGAAAAGACUUCCGAGAUCAAGGCGAAACCCGAGACUUCUGAGAAUGUCAUCCCGCUACUGCCCAAGGGUUCCAUUGCAGCACUCACCGCCGAGCUGGAUGCCCGCAACAAGCAGGACGGCGAGCCCUACCAGAAGUUGGAAGCCUUGGAUGAAUUGGUUCCUGCGGAUGCUGAAGUUGAUGCUGAGCUGGCGAAGAACGCAUCCAUCGCUCAGGCUUCGAAUCAACCCCCCUACUCAGUUACUCUGGACGCUUCAGAGCCUGCCUCGCCCACCAAGCGCGAAGCUGAUGAAUUGGACGAUGAGCUUCCAGCUAAGAAAGCCAGACUCGACGAUGGACACGAGGUCUUGAUUGGUGAUCGACCCGUUCAUCGUCCGCCUCCGGCAUUGAUCGAGACCGAAUCUGUUGGUACCUCGACCGAGGCCACCCCGGCUGCCACUGCCCCUGGCCCCGUGGUUCAAGGGUUCAAGAAGAAGGUGGUCCAAGAGGAGCCCUACAAGUAUUUGGACCCUAACCACCCCGAGCUGGUGCCUGUCUAUGCAUUCUUCGAUUUGUCCGAGCGCUUCCCCCGGGAUCGCUGGAUGGUGCGUAACGCGGAAGGCCAGCCUACACGGACUGUGUACUACACGAGCGCGCUCGCCCGCGAUAUCCUGACCAUGAAUGAGGGCUCUGGGAUGAAGUUUGUCCACUGCGGCGUAAAGAUGUUUGUGAAGCAGGAUGCCCAACGCGAGAAUGUCUGCCGCUGGCGGAUCCAGACGGACGGAUUGCGACUCAUCGAGCCUUGGCUUGGUGAUGUGCGCACCGUUACCCUGACCCAACGGGAGACUUUGCGUCGCCUGCUCAUCGAGAUGUUCCCCAAGGUCAACGACAAUGGCUGGAAACAACUUGACGAGAUUGGUGAGCGUGUCAAGGACAUCCCUAUGGGCUGUAGUAUCUUGCGCGUCGAGCCCAAUGGCAAGGAAGAUGGUCUGAACGAGCGAAUGGUUUUACCCCUGUGGCGGUCUCUGCACUCUAUCAACCUGAUGCUUCCCAAGGAAGACCGUCGGGCAAUGCUGUUACGUAUCUUCAAUGAUACCACUCCCGUCAACAACCACAACGUCAAGACCCAGAAACCUUCUAACAAGGAUGCGCAAACCGUUGUCGAGGUCGAUCAAGAAGUCGAUCAAGAGGUCGAUCAAGAGGUCGAUCAAGAUGUCGAGCUUGAUCCUCCAGUUGCAGUCGAGGAGGAGCUGCUGAAGCAAGAGAACCUUGCUUUGGGCCAAGACGAGCAGGAGCAGAUGGACGUGCGGGAAACCUACACCAAAGCUGGCGAUGAGGAGGAUCGGUUCAACCAAACUGUUUAA
Penicillium diatomitis is the source of this 2715-nucleotide messenger RNA. RefSeq names its product tRNA (cytosine-C5-)-methyltransferase. Lineage: Eukaryota; Fungi; Ascomycota; Eurotiomycetes; Eurotiales; Aspergillaceae. The coding region runs from base 1 to 2715 and encodes 904 amino acids. Gene Ontology annotation, biological process: tRNA methylation. The record is from RefSeq and is a predicted model, not a curated record. Gene Ontology annotation, cellular component: nucleus; cytoplasm. The transcript has 4 exons. Gene Ontology annotation, molecular function: tRNA binding; tRNA (cytidine-N5)-methyltransferase activity.